This is a messenger RNA of Vicugna pacos (alpaca), 2388 nucleotides long. RefSeq names its product copine 4 (gene CPNE4). Gene Ontology annotation, molecular function: calcium-dependent phospholipid binding. Gene Ontology annotation, cellular component: plasma membrane. Gene Ontology annotation, biological process: cellular response to calcium ion. NCBI's taxonomy places the organism in Eukaryota, Metazoa, Chordata, Mammalia, Artiodactyla, Camelidae. The record is from RefSeq and is a predicted model, not a curated record.
UUCCAGCGUUGCACUUGUCACACUGGUGGGAGGGGUGCCUUUCAGAUUGGCACAGGACAGUCAGCGGAUGCCUCCCCUUAUGUUAUCAAACAGAGACCCGGCAAGUGGAUCUGCCCAGAGCUGGAGGAUCCUCUGCGGCUUGGGAACCCCAGUGGCACUGCGACUCUGUGGCUUGGCUUUAGAUCAUUCUGACUAUGGCUGUAGAACCCAGCAGCUCAGAAUCCAUGAAAAGGAGAAUUGGAAGGAGGAUGAAGAAGAUGAGCAACAUUUACGAGUCGGCGGCCAACACACUGGGAAUCUUUAACAGCCCCUGCCUGACCAAAGUUGAGCUGCGUGUGGCCUGUAAAGGCAUUUCCGACAGAGACGCUCUUUCCAAACCAGACCCCUGCGUUAUCCUCAAGAUGCAGUCCCAUGGGCAGUGGUUCGAGGUUGACAGAACAGAGGUGAUUCGCACCUGCAUAAACCCGGUGUAUUCAAAACUGUUCACCGUGGACUUUUACUUCGAGGAAGUGCAGCGCCUGCGGUUUGAGGUCCACGACAUCAGCAGCAACCACAACGGGCUGAAGGACGCAGACUUCCUGGGUGGCAUGGAAUGCACGCUGGGCCAGAUUGUUUCCCAGAGGAAGCUGUCCAAAUCCCUGCUGAAGCACGGGAACACGGCCGGGAAGUCCUCCAUGACGGUGAUCGCUGAAGAACUGUCCGGCAACGAUGACUACGUGGAGCUCGCAUUCCACGCGCGGAAACUGGAUGACAAGGAUUUCUUCAGUAAGUCGGACCCAUUCCUGGAAAUUUUUCGUAUGAAUGAUGAUGCAACUCAGCAGCUUGUGCACCGGACUGAGGUUGUGAUGAAUAACUUAAGCCCAGCCUGGAAGUCAUUCAAAGUAUCAGUAAACUCUCUGUGCAGUGGAGACCCUGACCGCCGGCUGAAGUGCAUUGUGUGGGACUGGGACUCCAACGGCAAACAUGACUUCAUCGGAGAGUUCACCUCCACAUUCAAGGAGAUGAGGGGAGCGAUGGAGGGGAAGCAGGUGCAGUGGGAGUGCAUCAACCCCAAGUACAAAGCCAAGAAGAAGAACUAUAAGAACUCGGGGAUCGUGAUUUUGAAUCAAUGCAAGAUCCACAAGAUGCACUCCUUCUUGGAUUACAUCAUGGGGGGCUGCCAGAUCCAGUUUACAGUAGCUAUAGACUUCACUGCCUCCAACGGGGACCCCCGGAACAGCUGCUCCCUGCACUACAUCCACCCUUACCAGCCCAACGAGUACCUGAAGGCCUUGGUGGCUGUGGGGGAGAUUUGCCAAGACUAUGACAGUGAUAAAAUGUUCCCAGCCUUUGGGUUUGGUGCCAGGAUACCCCCCGAAUACACGGUCUCUCACGACUUCGCAAUCAACUUUAACGAAGACAACCCGGAAUGCGCAGGAAUCCAAGGCGUCGUGGAAGCCUACCAGAGCUGCCUUCCCAAACUCCAGCUCUACGGCCCCACCAACAUCGCCCCCAUCAUCCAGAAGGUCGCCAAGUCAGCGUCCGAGGAGACCAACACCAAGGAGGCAUCGCAAUACUUCAUCCUGCUGAUCCUGACUGAUGGGGUCAUCACGGACAUGGCGGACACGCGGGAGGCCAUCGUCCAUGCCUCCCACCUCCCCAUGUCAGUCAUCAUCGUGGGUGUGGGCAACGCAGACUUCAGCGACAUGCAGAUGCUGGAUGGGGAUGACGGAAUCCUGAGGUCACCCAAGGGGGAGCCAGUCCUCCGUGACAUCGUCCAGUUCGUGCCCUUCAGGAACUUCAAACAUGCGUCUCCAGCAGCCCUGGCAAAGAGCGUGCUGGCUGAAGUCCCGAACCAGGUGGUGGACUAUUACAACGGCAAAGGGAUUAAGCCAAAAUGUUCGUCAGAGGUGUACGAAUCUUCCCGGACACUAGCUCCAUGAACUCCACGCACUUUACAGGGUUCUGAAAUACUACUCCUGCCAAUAUUUAAUAUUUCUGCUCCUGUACUGAAGCACACACAUACACAUUAAAACUAGCACGUUUUGGUGAUUUUUAACUAAUCGACGAUUUUUUUUCUGCAUGUGUAGCCCCGAGGCCUGGAUCUAUGAGGCCCUUGCAUCGUUAAAAGACUUUUUACAAAGAAACACAGAUAAUUAUCCCUUACUCCCUACGUUACAGCAUGUUUGCCUUGAAGUAAAACGGUAUCUGUAUCCGUUUUUUAUACAGGUUUGUUGAAAUUUUGCUAAAUUUCUUAUUACCUUUACACUGUAAAGCAUUUUGAAACACUCUUCGAACGUUGAUAGCCAACACAUAUUUGGUUUUAUCUGCUACAGGGUGAGAGACUUUUUAAAAUGGCAGCUGCAUGGACUGUAUUUUGCAUGUUUAAAAUAAAAAAAAAAAAACCAC